CUCGGCAGGCUCAGGCAGUUGGCGUUGAUCCGCUGACGCGCACGGCCGUUUGGGCCGAGCGCUGUGCAUGGGCGUACCGUGGCGCCGACUGACGUCGCUGCCGGCGUGCGAACGAAAGCGCGCGCGCGAGUGUGUUUCUGUGUUGUGUCCCUCCUGCCUGCGUUGGAUUACAGUGCCAGUGCCUGUGUUUGUGUGUGUGGUGUCAGUGUGAUGUAGUGAUGUGAUGGAGUCCAUGGAGAGGAUGGCCGUCGGCACAAGCUCCUCGCCGUCACCGUCCCGGGGGGUGACACCGCCGGACCUCGACCUGCUGCUGCGCUACGCGGACGCCCUGGCCAAGCUGGGCCGCGUCGGCGAGAGCCUGCACGCCUUCGACCGCGCCACCCGCCUGGCCGCGGGGCUGGCCGCGGGCAUCGCCGCGCCCGGCGCCCACCCGCACGCCCCCCGGCCCGCGCUGGCCGCCGACCGCCUGAGGACGCUCGCCGGCGCGCUCCUGGAGCAGGUGGGGGUGGCGGGCGCCCCCGCCGGCGAAGGCCACGACUACAGGUCGACCACUAGGGACAGCUUGACGUGCCCCGCGUGCGACUGCGUGCUCCAGUGCCCCGUCACCUUGCCGUGCGGGCACACCGGCUGCCGGCGCUGUCUGACCGGGCGCGACGGCAGGCUGUCCUGCCCGAAGUGCCCUUACAGGACGGCGCCAGGGGUGCAGGUGGUGACGAACGUUCUGGUGCAGCGGCUGGUGGAGCGCUGGUGGGGGAAGGAGCUGCGGGCAGCCCUGCUCCGGGACCAAGGCAACGCGCUCUUUCACGACGGCAAGGUGCAGGACGCCCUGCGCAAGUACGACGAGGCGGUGCAUCUCG
Frankliniella occidentalis (western flower thrips) is the source of this 857-nucleotide messenger RNA. Its product is annotated as LON peptidase N-terminal domain and RING finger protein 3. Gene Ontology annotation, molecular function: protein binding. The record is from RefSeq and is a predicted model, not a curated record. Lineage: Eukaryota; Metazoa; Arthropoda; Insecta; Thysanoptera; Thripidae.